Messenger RNA from Carlito syrichta (Philippine tarsier), 186 nucleotides. Its product is annotated as metallothionein-2-like. The coding region runs from base 1 to 186 and encodes 61 amino acids. Lineage: Eukaryota; Metazoa; Chordata; Mammalia; Primates; Tarsiidae. Gene Ontology annotation, molecular function: metal ion binding. The transcript is spliced from 3 exons. The record is from RefSeq and is a predicted model, not a curated record.
AUGGACCCCAACUGCUGCUGCGCCGCUGAUGGCUCCUGUGCCUGCGCUGGUUCCUGCAAGUUCAAAGAGUGCAGAUGCACGUCCUCCAAGAAGAGCUGCUACUCCUGCUGCCCUGUGGGCUGUGCCAAGUGUGCCCAGGACUGUAUCUGCAAAGGGGCAUCAGACAAGUGCAGCUGCUGUGCCUGA